This is a messenger RNA of Microtus ochrogaster (prairie vole), 456 nucleotides long. Its product is annotated as kunitz-type serine protease inhibitor textilinin-3. Lineage: Eukaryota; Metazoa; Chordata; Mammalia; Rodentia; Cricetidae. The transcript has 4 exons. Gene Ontology annotation, molecular function: serine-type endopeptidase inhibitor activity. The record is from RefSeq and is a predicted model, not a curated record. The coding region runs from base 1 to 456 and encodes 151 amino acids.
AUGGGGGCUCAGGGGAUGCGCCUUGCCCUGUGGCUCCUCACUUUUUCCAUGCUCAUGCAGAUGCUUUCUAGUGAGUUGUUUUCUCCAGGAGUCAAAAAAGAGCUGUGUGAAAGCGGGUAUCUUGGAGCGAAAACCGCGCUCUGCAACCACCCUGUAAGGAGGGGAUUCUGUGGCUUGUAUCUGUACAGAUACUACUUCAACAAGGUCACAUCGCUAUGUGAGCCCUUCGUCUUCUCUGGCUGUGGGGGCAACAGGAACAACUUUAAAAGUAAAUACCUCUGCGAAUUCUAUUGCAUUGAUAAGCAGCUGACUUCAUUGCUGAAUUUCGUUAUGGAUCAAAAUAACUCUCAUUCAGAUCUCGCAACUGCCCCAGAUCAACUGGCCAAAUGUCUCUGGCGUCCCAGUUGGUGGCACUAUAGAAACCACGACACUGGAGCUGGGAGCUCCAAGUCUUGA